AUGCAGCUGAAAGUCAUCGGCUUGCUGUGUGAGGCUGGUUCCGAUGUUUCAACAAUGGUUAUUUUCACACAACCGAGAAAGACAACACCAAAGCGAAAUAUCCAUGGCAGCAACUGCCUCGGCAUCAAGUCGCCUUUCAUCGAAUUCAGCAACAAUAUAGAAGUGCUGGCCAACAACAGUGUGCCCCUCAACAUAACCAAAGAUGAGCAGGCGCUCAUGCAUCAGGAAGGCCUACGCAAGUUGGGCUCUUUCAUAAAACCCGUUGACUUGCGCGAUUCGACGACGGGUUUUGUGAAAGCCGAUUUAACUAAGAAAAUACCAAGCGCUGCUGCCAGCACAAGCAGUAAUAUGCACUAUGGCGCUGGUGGUGGUCAUGGUGGGGGUGGUGGAGGUCCCGGCGGUGGUAUAAUAAUGGCACAACGACGUCGUCAUCCAAUACAAGAAGAAAUGGAUCAAAAACAAAUUAUAUUGCUUGAUGAAGACACAGAUGAAAAUGGUUUGCCCACAAGUCUGACGGAUGAAGAUCGAAAAUUUAUCGUACCCAUGGCGCUUAAGAAUGCCUCACCGGACCCACACGCGCUAAUGGCUACGCAGCGUCUAGUAGGCAUGUCGACGCGGCGCACCACAACGACGACGACGACGACCACAACAAAGCGUCCCACUACACCUGUCACACCAGAGUUUGCAUCGAAUAUCGACGAUCUCAAAAAGCAUAUAUUAUUUUUGCAAAAUCUCACUAAGCACGAUAGCAAUUUUCAGUCGAAAUUUGUUGUAUUCCCAAGUCUACAAAAAGAUCGGAAAAAUCCAGGGCCAACAGUUGUAAUAACAACAACCACUGCGCGCCCUUUUCGCUCAAUCUUUCAAUACUCUGCGCCCGCUACACCACCUACGCGCAAAUCCGCUUUUCCGAGUGGCGCAAAACUGCCAGGGGGUCAACCCUUCGGCGGCUACUAUCACAAUGACGAUGUAGAUGAUGGCGGCAUGUCGGUGUUUCUUUCGAAAGCCGGUAUGAAUGCGCGCGAAAAGAUCACAAUUGUGCCACAAGUGUUGCUGCUAAAUGAUCAAACGAGUAAAAACGAAACUGCUGGUGUCGAUGUGAGACAACGCAAUUUCGAUAACUCACCCGCUGGUAUGCCGCAAACUAUUGCCGCCACCACAACAACUACGCCAGAGACUACCACACCCAUGACGAGUACGACGCCUAAGCGUCCAACCAAGAGACCCUUGUGUAUACGCAAUCCUGACUCGCCGAAAUGCAUACGGCAGCGUAAGCGCGAGGAGCAACAGCGUCAGCGCCAUCGUGAGCAAUUGUUGCGCGAGCAACGUGAAUAUCUACGGCCGCACUACGAACCCUACAUCCAGACGCUAAACAACACAAAACGCUUUGCGGUGUCCAUCGAAAUACCUGACUCCUUCAAGAUACCGUACAAUGAGAGCAGGGAAACAACUCCGACGCCCUCAAUACGUGCCGAUGAAGGCGAAUUACAAUUGCUUUCACGUUCCAUACGUUCGCAUCAUAAACGACGCAAUAUUGGUGCCGGUAUACAAGGACGUCGCGCUAGCAAUAAUGAUAAGUUUGCCGCCAAAUAUGGACCGAGCUAUUUGGAGCGUGAUGCGGUCAUAACGGGUAAUCGGGAUUUCGUCGUUUCGAGUGGAGAUCGAAGUGUCACAUCUUCGACAAAUAACAGCAGUACGCCAAGUCCGACGGUGCCGGCGUAUUCGGAGCCAANUUCACCGGACCCACACGCGCUAAUGGCUACGCAGCGUCUAGUAGGCAUGUCGACGCGGCGCACCACAACAACGACGACGACGACCACAACAAAGCGUCCCACUACACCUGUCACACCAGAGUUUGCAUCGAAUAUCGACGAUCUCAAAAAGCAUAUAUUAUUUUUGCAAAAUCUCACUAAGCACGAUAGCAAUUUUCAGUCGAAAUUUGUUGUAUUCCCAAGUCUACAAAAAGAUCGGAAAAAUCCAGGGCCAACAGUUGUAAUAACAACAACCACUGCGCGCCCUUUUCGCUCAAUCUUUCAAUACUCUGCGCCCGCUACACCACCUACGCGCAAAUCCGCUUUUCCGAGUGGCGCAAAACUGCCAGGGGGUCAACCUUUCGGCGGCUACUAUCACAAUGACGAUGUAGAUGAUGGCGGCAUGUCGGUGUUUCUUUCGAAAGCCGGUAUGAAUGCGCGCGAAAAGAUCACAAUUGUGCCACAAGUGUUGCUGCUAAAUGAUCAAACGAGUAAAAACGAAACUGCUGGUGUCGAUGUGAGACAACGCAAUUUCGAUAACUCACCCGCUGGUAUGCCGCAAACUAUUGCCGCCACCACAACAACUACGCCAGAGACUACCACACCCAUGACGAGUACGACGCCUAAGCGUCCAACCAAGAGACCCUUGUGUAUACGCAAUCCUGACUCGCCGAAAUGCAUACGGCAGCGUAAGCGCGAGGAGCAACAGCGUCAGCGCCAUCGUGAGCAAUUGUUGCGCGAGCAACGUGAAUAUCUACGGCCGCACUACGAACCCUACAUCCAGACGCUAAACAACACAAAACGCUUUGCGGUGUCCAUCGAAAUACCUGACUCCUUCAAGAUACCGUACAAUGAGAGCAGGGAAACAACUCCGACGCCUUCAAUACGUGCCGAUGAAGGCGAAUUACAAUUGCUUUCACGUUCCAUACGUUCGCAUCAUAAACGACGCAAUAUUGGUGCCGGUAUACAAGGACGUCGCGCUAGCAAUAAUGAUAAGUUUGCCGCCAAAUAUGGACCGAGCUAUUUGGAGCGUGAUGCGGUCAUAACGGGUAAUCGGGAUUUCGUCGUUUCGAGUGGAGAUCGAAGUGUCACAUCUUCGACAAAUAACAGCAGUACGCCAAGUCCGACGGUGCCGGCGUAUUCGGAGCCAAUAGAUUUGAAUCCCGACAAUUGCUAUCUAGUCGACGGCAUGACAUAUGGGCAAAAGAAACAAUGCGUUUUGCAUACGAGCGUUAUGCCAGCGAUAAGUCGUGGAGCGAGAGCGGCCAUACAGCAAGUCUUUCAAUUAGUCUUUCGAAAUACAGAAAAUAACGCUUUCAAAAUGGAUGCCAGAUACAUCUGGCCUGUUGCCAAAAUUGCCAAAGGCGAAAUAGUUAGAAUGGAAGGCGAAUUACAAUUGCUUUCACGUUCCAUACGUUCGCAUCAUAAACGACGCAAUAUUGGUGCCGGUAUACAAGGACGUCGCGCUAGCAAUAAUGAUAAGUUUGCCGCCAAAUAUGGACCGAGCUAUUUGGAGCGUGAUGCGGUCAUAACGGGUAAUCGGGAUUUCGUCGUUUCGAGUGGAGAUCGAAGUGUCACAUCAUCGACAAAUAACAGCAGUACGCCAAGUCCGACGGUGCCGGCGUAUUCGGAGCCAAUAGAUUUGAAUCCCGACAAUUGCUAUCAAGUCGACGGCAUGACAUAUGGGCAAAAGAAACAAUGCGUUUUGCAUACGAGCGUUAUGCCAGCGAUAAGUCGUGGAGCGAGAGCGGCCAUACAGGAAUGCCAAUUUCAAUUCAAAAAUCGCCGCUGGAACUGCAGCACUACAGACGAUAACACCGUAUUUGGUCCGAUAACAGGACUGGGAUCGCCGGAAAUGGCUUUCAUUCACGCGCUCGCCGCUGCUAUGGUGACCAGUUUUAUUGCGCGCGCCUGUCGCGACGGCCAGCUGGCAUCAUGUGGCUGUUCACGCGGUACACGCCCCAAGCAAUUGCAUGACGAUUGGACGUGGGGUGGGUGUGGCGAUAAUUUGGAAUACGCUUACAAAUUCGCCACCGACUUCAUCGAUGUGCGCGAAAAAGAAACCCGUCGCGGCACACGCGGUGCUGGCAAUCCGGAGCGCAAGCGUGGCGGUGGACGCUUCCAUCAGCGUCGCAAUCAACAAAUGCAGGCAAUGCAAGCCGAUGAUGCGUCCGCUGUAGGAGCGACGACAACAGGUAGAACAUCAGCAGUAACAACGACAACGACAAUGCCAACUGUAACAACAACAACCAGCACAAAGUCAGAAUCAAGCCGAACAUCAACAACGACGCAAUUAGACGUGCUUGCAGGCGGCGCAGCUGGUUCGACAACAAAUGAACACAUCAACAGCGACAACAAAGCCAAAGACAAAGACAACAUUCAGCAACAGCAGCUAAAUUCCAAUAAAACUGCCGGUGUUGAUGGCUACAACAACAAGAACAAUACCCAGACGGUUAAUAAUACCAACAUGUCAACAACAACUUUGACGGGUUCCAAGGAUACUGUCACACAACCAACGAAGGAUCCACCAGCAACAGCGACACAGAAAUCUUCGCCAAGCAGAAGUGGCAGUAACAAAAGCAACAAUAAGCAAGAAUCAAACCGUAAUGCUGGCUCGUACGAAGACGGCGCGGUUGGACGCAUCAAAGCGGAAGAUUUAUUAGAGUUGCAGGAGCGCAUCGCAAAGGAAAUACUCAAUUCGAAAUUGCAGGGCAAGGAAAUGUUGGAAUUACAGGAGAAAAUCAAUCGUGAAAUUCUAAACACAAAGGUGUUCAAUAUAGAUGCUGGCGGCGGUAAACGUAAGCGUAGACGUAAAAAUCAGCGCGCUGUCAAUGGAAUGGCAAACGAUCAGCAGGCAGAUGCCAAUGUCAAUGGCGCUGGCGGGGAUGGUGUGGAUGUUGGCGGUGGUAAUGGUGGAAAAUGGAGGAACAGCAUCACGGCCAAGGCUCGCAGCUUAAUGAAUUUACACAAUAACGAAGCCGGCAGGAGGGCUGUUAUCAAAAAGACGCGAAUCACUUGCAAAUGUCACGGCGUCUCGGGUUCUUGCAGUUUGAUCACCUGCUGGCAACAGCUAUCAUCGAUCAGAGAAAUCGGUGAUUAUUUACGCGAAAAAUACGAGGAGUCUACCGAGGUGAAACUCAACAAACGUGGACGACUACAGGUGAAGGAUCCACAAUUUAAAGUGCCCACGGCGCAUGAUUUGGUUUAUCUGGACGAGAGUCCAGAUUGGUGUCGCAACAGUCGACAGCUGCAGUGGCCAGGCACUCACGGCCGCAUCUGCAAUAAGACAUCCUCCGGUCUGGAUGGUUGCGGCAUUUUAUGUUGCGGUCGAGGCUACAACACCAAAAACAUUGUGGUACGCGAGCGAUGUAAUUGCAAAUUUCACUGGUGCUGCCAGGUCAAAUGUGAUGUCUGUGUGAAGGUGCUGGAAGAACACACCUGUAAAUAAGUAUCUACAUAAAUAAUUACGAAAAAAGUAAGAGAUUAUUACAUAAUAUCAAAAAAUAAUUAAUGGAUGAAAUGCAACUACUCAACAACACAUGGCGGUGACAAGAAGGCGAUAAAAAACAUGCGGCGAUAAGAAAGAUAUUUAGUAGGGGGAAAAAGCAAA
This is a messenger RNA of Rhagoletis zephyria (snowberry fruit fly), 5358 nucleotides long. RefSeq names its product Wnt oncogene analog 5 (gene Wnt5). Gene Ontology annotation, biological process: cell fate commitment; neuron differentiation; canonical Wnt signaling pathway. Gene Ontology annotation, molecular function: cytokine activity; frizzled binding. Gene Ontology annotation, cellular component: extracellular region. Lineage: Eukaryota; Metazoa; Arthropoda; Insecta; Diptera; Tephritidae. The record is from RefSeq and is a predicted model, not a curated record.